ACGAGGAAGAUGUCAAAACCAAAACACUGGAAGGCCGUCAGAGCCGCCGGUCUCAAAGAUUAAACAUGCAUUGUUUGGAUUGCAGCUUUAUUUUUUACAUCUUACGUCCGCCAUAUAUGUGGUUAAGAAGCAUGUAAACGUCUGCCAUGUCUCACCCUGAAAGUCUCAACACGAGCCCUUGGGGCUUACCUGAGCUUUUGGUCCAGAGGAGGCUGCUUGGUUUUGGGGCACUCUUGGCUUGGAUGGUCCUCUUUCACCUUCUGGUCAAUGUUUGGCUUCUCUGUGUGUUCACCAGCCUCUUAGUGGUCUUAGGUGGUUGGCUUGGCUCUCAGGCUGUCCUGGACUCUGACAGUGUUGUUCAUCUAGAGCGGUUUGUGAAGCUGGAGGAGAUCCCAUCUAGUGCUGAGAGUGAGCAGUUACUGGAGGAUGAAAUCCAGAAGACAGUUGGGAAGAUCAUUCGUGAUUUUGUCUCCUCAUGGUACAGCACCGUGUCUAGAGAGCAAGAGUUUGAGGAUGAAGUGCACAAUGCCAUGAUCUCCAUGGCCAUGGAGCUCAAGGGUCGAGCAGCAAAAGUAGAUCGUAAAGCUUUAACACAGAAGAUAUUUGAUCUUUCCGGAUGCCAUCUCCAGUGCUACUUGAGUGCCAAGGGAAGCCUCGAAGGGCGAGAGGGUGGAAAAGUUGGAGACGAUGCUACCAAAUUCUGGGAGGUGUAUAGCAAGUUCUGCUUACCCCACCCUGCUCUUCAGAGCUCUGCGGUUGAGGUGAAUUAUGUGAGGGCAAUGGUGGAUCUUCUUCUACACGUUCUUGUACCAUCUCCACAUUUAGAAACGAGAACAGGCCGGUUUGUAGUGGGUGAGCUCAUAACGUGCAAUGUUUUUUUGCCUUUAAUAGCAAAACUGUCCGACCCAGACUGGUUAAACAUGUUGAUUGUUAGUGUUUUUACAAAAUCCAGUGAAUCAACCCAAGAGCCAAAGCCAGUAGAAAUUCAGCCUCCACCACAAGUCAAAUGUAAUCAAGAAAACACACAACAGGAACUUGAGGUUCCUUGCGUAUUGACCUUAAAAGUCGCCCCUGACACCCCCACAGCUACGGAGACCCCCACACCAGAACUGUCAGCAUAUGAUGUCAUCGACUCCACUGAACUUUUUUCUCCGCACAAUCUGGAGGAAGAUGAACCGCAGCCUACGAAACCGUUUCCGUCUGGAUUUGGCCCGAGGGAUUAUCUGAGACUCGGCAAGCCCAAUCCAUUUUAUCAAGAAACGGACUCUGACCUCGAAUCUCCACUGAUAGACUUUAAGAGGAGCUCUCUGGAAUCACUGGUUUUGAUCAGCACAGAGGAGGCUCUUUCUGAGAGACUCACUGAAUGCACCACUCCAGUAGACACUGUCCUAGACCUUGAGGAUGAAUUGCAGACCUACACCAAUUCAACAGAUAAGGAGUGCCCCAAGGUUAUGGUCUCGGACCAAAAGGAUUUUUCGUUACAUUCCACCCUCGUGCCAGAGGAAGAGUCGUCAAGCUUUUGCAAUCUCCACCCACCGGAGAAGAGUGCUGAGAAAGGGUUGACGUGUGCGCAUCAGCCUGGUUUGCCGAUCCCAGGUGAGCUAAAUCUGACUGCACCCCUGCAGGCCUCCUCGCCAGCUGCUGGUAACUGUCUGGCACCUUUCAACUUUGAGCCUCUCAGCAGUCCAGAAGGUCCGGUCAUUAUUCAGAACCUUCGCAUCACCGGCACCAUCACGGCCAAGGAGCACAGAGGCACUGGCUCGCAUCCAUACACUCUCUACACUGUAAAGUACGAGACAGCCGUAGACUCUGAGAAUCCUGAAUCUUUGCAGCCUAUGGCGUAUCACACUGUCAACCGCCGAUACAGCGAAUUCCUCAACCUUCAGACCCGUUUGGAAGAGAAACCAGAAUUACGCAAAAUUCUUAAAAAUGUAAAAGGACCGAAGAGGAUCUUUCCUGAACUUCCUUUUGGAAACAUGGAUAGUGACAAAGUGGAGGCCAGGAAAGGAUUGUUAGAAACAUUCCUCAGACAACUUUGCGCCAUUCCUGAAACGGCCAACAGUGAGGAAAUGCAGGAAUUUCUCGCUUUGAACACAGAUGCAAGGAUUGCUUUUGUGAAGAAACCGUUCAUCGUUUCACGCAUUGACAAGAUUGUAGUGAACGCUAUAGUGGACACCCUGAAGACGGCUUUCCCUCGCUCAGAACCACAGAGUCCUACUGAAGACAUAGACACAGAGCCUGAUGGGAAACUUUUCACUGACAAAAAAACAAAGUCAAGAAUGAGGUUCUCCAGUAAAAUCGCACCUUCUCUCAACGUGUCUGACAUGAGACCCAAAGUGCUUUACUGCUUUGAUGAAAGCAGUACUGUUUUUAAUGGCUUCUUGUUGAACGGGCUGGAGAGCUUCAUCUCAGAGAAGGAGCGUUUGGAGGGUAAAGCUCCUGGCUUUGAUGCUGAUGGAGAGAGAGGCGGAGGUCAGGGCGCCAAAUGGGACAUGAAACUGUGUUCAUGUGCAAAAGCGAAGCUAGAAAGUGCGCCUGUCAUCAGUGAUAUUGCUUGCGAUACGUCUCUGUCUGACCUGGCUCUGAAUAUCCUGUGUCUGCUCAUGAAGGAUCAGUGGAGCUGUCUGUGCACUGAGAACAUUCAGAGGACUAUCAGACUGCUGUUUGGAACCCUCAUAGAAAGCAAAAUCACGAACAAAAAUGGCUGGAAACACGCCUACAAACAUGGCUCGCUGCUGCCCGCUCUUUGGAAAUUACCCACUCAAGUUUGGUGGCUGGACAUGGGUGUGGCCAACUUGACCUGCACGCAGUAUUGGGUGACUUAUCUACGGGUGCUUCAGGAGGCCAUCUGGCCUGGAGGUAAUCUGCCGGCUCACCCGCGGUCCCAGCGCAGCCAGCAGCAAAAAGAAGAAAGCAGAAAACAGGUCCAUCACUGCCUUAUGAAACUACUGCCAGAUCUGGUCUCCGAUAUGCUCGGUUCUGAGAAGUACAAGAUCUCUUGGCAGAUGGUUGUGGAUUCCUUUCAGGACCCUACUAUAAACAGGCACCUUGUUUACUGCAUCUGGGAUCUGCUCAUCGAAUUUCUCGUCCCCGAGGCAUCCGACAGGAGCUUUCAGAAAACGCUCCUGCACAGCCUGUCUAAAAACGCUGAGAAGUUGCCGCCGUAGUUCGAUGGAGCAGACCAGACGCAUAACCACGCUGGCAAAUCCAACAUGUCACUCAUAAACAUGUUAAAGAGCAGCAGUUAGCGGUAAGCUGAAAUACACGCUGGAAGAUGUGAGCAGAGAUUGUCCUGCGUUAAGAGAGUGGAUUUGGAUCCGCGUUUGCGGUGUCUGGCACCAAUUUAGUCUCUCUAUGUCUGGGACUCAAACACACCUCGUAUAUCCGGGCUAGCCUUGAUUAAUGGCCACCUGUUUUGUGUUUCAUCAAAAACACAAGUCCCAUCUCUAAAUCUCCCCGUACCGGAUCUGAAUUAGUCGCGAGAUUUUUAUCCACAUUGUUUCCACUUCAGAUUUGGGGAAACUUCUUGCAGAUGGACUUUACAUUAAUAUUCAGUCUGAAUUCAGAACAUGGCCAGUUCCCUGCGUUCUUACUUGGCUUUUACAGGCCUUUUAAUCUUGAUGUACCUGUUUACACAUAUUCUCUCGCUCUACACGUACACACACUUGGUAAUCUUGCCUCCAUCAGAGAUGUUUUCCUGUCUUCUAAAGUGAGAAGCCCAUUUAUUUCCCACGAGAUUCUUCUGAAGUAUGACAUUUGUUGUUCACACAUGUCACAUCUGCUUUUGGUGUCACAGUAAUGCUCUACGUGCUUUGUGGUCUUUCAGCCAAGUUAAUAAGACUUGAAAACGUAACGUCUCUCUUCACAACAUGUGAUUAAGUGGUUUGAAACUGCCUGGAUGGAAAAAGGUCAUGUUUAUGCGUCAAAAACAGGGCCAGGUUUCAAAACAUUCGUUGUCCUGAAAUUCCGCAAAGGCUUUCUGUUGUAGGCCUUGUUGUAUUCCUUAAAGUGAUAUCUAAUGUAAAUAAGUUAAAUCCUAUCUGUUGAAUGUGAAGUUUAUUUCUUUGGAUGUAUUGUGUAUGGGGCAAUUUAAAGGGACAGUUCAACCAAAACAAGGAACAUUUUGUCAUCAUUCCUUCACCUACAAACCUGCAUGAAUUUCUUUGUUCGGUUGUACACAAAAGAAGAUCUUUUUGAAGAAUGUGUGAAACCAAACAGUUCUGGGGCACCAUUGACCACCAAAGUAUAAUUUUGUGCAACAAUGGUAGCCAAUAGUGCCCCAGAACUGUUUGGUAGCAAACAUUCUUCCAAAUAUUUUUGUGUUUAGCAGAACAAUGAAAUGUAUACAGAUUUGGAACAACUUGAGGUUGAGUAAAUAAUGACAGCAUUUUCAUUUUUGGGUGAACUAUCCUUUUAAUUAAUACAUUUUAACCAAUGACAGCGGACCACAUUUACUCAUAAGCACGCCCCUGUAGUUAGUUCUUUGCAUAAAGCAUUUCCAAACACAAACUCUUGUAUAGACAUGUUUCACGUGUAUCUUAACUAUCAAAAAUAUCUUAAUGCUCUUUAAAGAUUAAAUGUCGCUUCAGUCUUCAUGAUUUUGCACAGAAAUGCUGGUUUUACAUAAGCAUUUACAUAAGCUUAUUUUAUGGUUUACACAUUUUCUUUAGGCUGCUGCCUCUAAAGACUCUAGCACAAUUAGAUAAUGUCUCAAUUGCCUUAAUGUGUGUAAAUACAUACUUCAGUUUAUAAAAACACUUGUUGUAGAUGCACAUGUGGAACAGUAAAAGAGGCUUGUUCAUCCUCAAGAUGAUGUAGAAUUCAUUUUCAAUGUUUCCAAAAGUGUUAUUAUCACAAUAUUUUGUUACUUUGGCCCAAUGCUGUAUUACCAUGGUUGCUUUCUGUAGUUAUUAUUUUGCUUGCAGAAGCAUUCCAGUAGUUUUGGUAUGUGAUCAUGUUAACUAUAGCGCAUGCAGAUUUGCCUGCACUGUGAGUCCUACUGCUGUUGUUUAGCAUCAUGCAUUACAAUGACAGCUUCACAACACCGUGCUUAAUACGCUGAAUGUUGCACUAUUUCUGUAAGUGAUCUGGUGAGUGUAUAUCAUAGGCCUUAUGUUGUCCUGAUGCGUGUUGAAACACGAGGUUGCAGCAGUGGAUAUCGUCAUUAAUAAUUCAGUGGAAAUGCAUAUUACAGGGAUGUUGUCAUUUGUUUUCUAGCAUGUGCCUGUGUUUUCACUUUCUGUUGCAAGGUAUGAUAUUAAUUGUUGUAACUUAUUCUAAGUUAAUUGUGAAUCAAUUGUCAGCGAUAAUAUAGUUGUGAUCUGAAACAAGGAAAAACAGCUUGUUCCAAAAAACAUCAAGUACUAAGAUUAGGGUUGGGAAUCGUUUCAAUUUUAUCGAUUCCAAUUCUGAUUCUGCUUAUCGAUUUCGAUUCUCAUCGAUUCCCAGUUUCGAUUCCGAAGUUGAAGUAAAACAUUUAGAUAUCAACCUGUAUGGUCAUUUAGCCUGCUUAUUGACUUGUUUGCAAAAUAUAUAUAUAUAUAUUUAUGAGCACCGUUUUGUGUAUAUUUACACAUAGAAACACACCUUUUCUGAUUUAUUACAAUUUGUAUUAUCAUAAUUGGAACUACAUCAUGGUUAAACUGCAGUUACUAUAAUGCAACUAUGGUUAAUUUGUGAUUCCUGUGCUUUAAUGCAAAUUCUAUAGCUAAACUAUGCUUACUAUAGUAAAAAAAUCGAUAAUUUUCACAAGGGCUUUUAUUGAGAUAUCAGCAGAUCAAGAACGCUGUACUUUUCUGAAAAUAUGCACACAGGAAUUGAUUAGAGGAAUUCAAAUUUUAAUCUCAAGUAUCCGAUUCCUAUUCCUUUCGAUUCCGAUCCGAUUCCUAGCCUUUCUAUUCCGAUUCCAAAUUGGAAUUGAUUUUCGAUUCCCAACCCUAACUAAGAUAUAUAUUAAAUGGAGUUAACAGAUCUACAAGAAUGGACACUGUUGUUUUUAUUCCAUAGGUCACACUGAGACCUACAGUUUACGUGUAGUUCAAGAAAAGAAGAGUCUGAAAAGAAUGUGUUGUUAUUGCACAUAAUAACAAUAAUAUUUAACCCACUGUAUAGUUUUGCUAGAAUCCAGAACAAAAUGUACAGACUUGUUUCAUCUCAUUCCAACAAAGUUUUCAUUAACAUUAAAUUUGAGCCAUGCGUGAUUAAGAUGAAAUAAAAGAUAAAGAUAAUACAUUAUUUCAUGUACAGCGGUGAGAAAAAAAACAUGAAUUGUAAUCUGAAAUGGCACUUAAAUAAAAUGACUUAAUCUCUAAUGUUGACUUAAUCUGUAAUGUUGUAAUUGUGUUUAUAGCAUAUAAAUGAACAGAAAUUCUCAUUGGUUUUAUGAGAAUCAAGCAAGGUUAGUUUUCAGUGGACCUGUGUGUGUGUGUGCGUGCGUGCGUGUGUGUAUAACCACAGCUGGACUAUAUUAUAGACAGUAAUGGACAACUGUAUUUCUCAACUAAACUGAAUUUAUCCUCUCUGCUUAUAAAAAUGAAAUGUGACAAUAGACCAUGCAUUGGCAGCCCUUAUAAGGAUCACUACAUCCAAUAAUAAUGAUUUCCUCAACAAUACAUUGCCAUUUUAAUAUACCUGUCAAUCUGUUUGGAUGUUUUUUGAUGGUAUUUUAUUGACUCCACUUGGUUAAUGAAUUUUUUUAUAAAGGGAAAAUAUCAGCACGUCAUCAGGUUAAUUCACUAUGAAACAACAAAGACUACCUGAACGCAUCUAAAUACCGCGGUGCUCAUUGCUCCGAGUUAUGAGACGUUCUGGAACCAAACAUCCAGAUUUCCAAGAACUUCGUGAAAAACGUCUCUAAACCUUUGUUUAGAGUUUGCCCUUGGAAAAAGAGGGUAUAUCUCCAAAAUCAACAGAAAAGGAUUAACAGAGAGACUUCAGAUUAUUGAAAUCAGAACAAGUGUCUGGGAUUAAUUCUGGCGACUGCUAAAAAUUUGACUUUUAUCCCAAAAGUGUAAUGAAGAAUAACCCUUCGCCUUCGAUUUAUUUCAUUGAUCUCCUUGUUACAAAGUGACAAUGAAAAUAAUCUUCUAAUCCUGCUAAUGUAUGGCUAUGCCAGUCAGUAGCAUUCAAUUCAAUUCAAUUUUAUUUAUAUAGCGCUUUUCACAAUGUGCAUUGUUCCAAAGCAGCUUUACAGGAUGUAUGGCUAUGCC
Triplophysa rosa is the source of this 7208-nucleotide messenger RNA. RefSeq names its product sorting nexin 19b (gene snx19b). The record is from RefSeq and is a predicted model, not a curated record. NCBI's taxonomy places the organism in Eukaryota, Metazoa, Chordata, Actinopteri, Cypriniformes, Nemacheilidae. Gene Ontology annotation, cellular component: intracellular membrane-bounded organelle; early endosome membrane. The transcript has 13 exons. Gene Ontology annotation, molecular function: phosphatidylinositol binding. Bases 147 to 3167 code for a protein of 1006 amino acids.